Molecule: messenger RNA, 1234 nt
Organism: Leopardus geoffroyi (Geoffroy's cat)
Lineage: Eukaryota; Metazoa; Chordata; Mammalia; Carnivora; Felidae
Gene: CDKN2D
Product: cyclin dependent kinase inhibitor 2D
Exons: 3
Coding region: 142-642 (166 amino acids)
Biological process (GO): regulation of cyclin-dependent protein serine/threonine kinase activity; negative regulation of cell population proliferation
Cellular component (GO): nucleus
Molecular function (GO): protein kinase binding; cyclin-dependent protein serine/threonine kinase inhibitor activity
Source: RefSeq, a predicted model, not a curated record
AAAACAAAUCCGCAGCGUUCGGGGCGGGGCCUCAAGCGCGCUAUCUCCGCCCCCUGGCGGCCAGCUCAGCGGCGGCAGCGGCGGCGGCUCAGAACAGACCCCGCCCGUCGAGGAGGAGGAGGGAGGGCUGCCAGCGUCGACAUGCUGCUGGAGGAGGUCCGCGCAGGCGACAGGCUAAGCGGGGCCGCGGCCCGAGGCGACGUGCAGGAGGUGCGCCGCCUUCUGCACCGUGAGCUGGUGCACCCCGAUGCCCUGAACCGCUUCGGCAAGACGGCGCUGCAGGUCAUGAUGUUUGGAAGCUCCACCAUUGCGUUGGAACUUCUCAAGCAAGGUGCCAGCCCCAAUGUCCAGGACACCUCCGGCACCACUCCAGCCCAUGAUGCGGCACGCACUGGAUUCCUGGACACCCUGAAGGUUUUGGUAGAGCAUGGUGCUGAUGUCAACGUGCCUGACGGCACCGGGGCACUCCCCAUCCAUCUGGCGGUGCGAGAGGGCCACACCGCUGUGGUCAGCUUCCUGGCUUCUGAGUCUGAUCUGCAUCACAGGGACGCCAGGGGGCUCACACCCCUGGAGCUGGCACAGGGGAUAGGGGCCCAGGAUCUCAUGGACAUACUGCAGGGGCACGCGGUGGUACUGCUGUGACCCGGGGCGCCCACUGCAGCAACCAGACCCAACAGGGUUCUGUGUCAAAAGAGGAAGAAAGAAACACUUUCUCUCCUCACUCCUUCUGCCCCCUGUCAAAAGGGGAGGGGCACCAGUUUGUGGCUUGUUGGUGUUGAUUUGUGGGGUGUGUGUGUUUGAGGGACAUUUCUCAUUUGUUUUUCUCACCCCUUUUGAUGUGUUGGGCAGAGAAGGGCUCCUGCAGGCAACAGCCGUCUAAACGGUUCAGUUUUCUCUGCGCCUCAGAUUGCUGGGGCUGCAGACGCCCAAGGGCAGAGCGUUUAAAGCCCCAGCCCGAGUGAGGUCAUCGCUUCCAGGGCUCCUGGAACCUGGCGACCUUGGCUAGCUGUACCCAGAGACAGACCUCAAAUGUGCACACUGCUUUCAAGCAUGGGGGGAGGGGGGAGUGUUUAAAAUCAAUAGAAGGGUAGUAUGAGUUCAUAUUUUGUUGGAAACUUGUUUUUCAGUCUCUUGUACAGCGUUAAAAAAAGAUUCUAUUUAUUAAGCUUUAUGGAAAAAUAUUGUUGUGUGAUAAUUUAAUGUUUUUACCCAUUAAAUUAAGACUUGUGCAUGA